CACUCUCUCUAACUAACAUCAUAGCCUCUCUGUCUCUCUCUCUAACAACAACCUUGAUUUCAACAAACAUCCACUUCUAGUUCUUAUCAGAAGCACCACCACCAAGCGCAUAGAUCAACUGGCUUAAGAUUAUUCUAACUUAAGCAGAGAUACCAGGUUAGAGUUUUUAUGAAUGUAAUAACGUUAAAUAUUUAGUUGAAAGAGCUGAGAGAGUUUUGCCGCUCAUAGUGAUCAUAUCCAACUCGAACAACAUUACCUCCGGGGAUAGAUAUAUCUAUGGUUUAAACAAAAAAGAAGCAACAUAGCCACCAUCCUACAAAAGUACUCAACUUUCUUCAUCAAUACUCUCUCUUACUUAACAGAGAUGAAAGUGAAAGCAUUGGGUGUCUUUAAAUCCAAGAUUUUCAAGCCAUGCAAAAAAAUAUUGCACUUUUUCAGAUUUAAACCCAAGAAACCAGUGCUUAUAAGAGCUCUUAAAUCCCGUUCUCACAAGUCCAAAUUCCAGAAGCCAAUGUCUUCUUUGUUAUCAGUCUUUCGUUCCCCAAAGAAAUCCAAAGACUUGGGCAUGUUACAAGGGCUCAAGAGUCCCUCCAACAUGCUUGAAACUCCAUUGUUUCCAUCACCACUUACGCCAGCUUUUGUAAAGGCUAGUGGUGGGACAGAGAAACGGGAAGGAUCGAGCCAAGAGGUGGAAGAUGCAUGCCGGAGUUUUGAGAACUAUUUGGUGGAGAUGAUUGUGGAAGAAGGAAAGACGAGGGACUUGAUGGACGUGGAAGAAUUUCUAUACUGCUGGAAGAACCUUAAGUGCCCUGUUUUCAUUGAUUUGGUUUGUAGAUUUUAUGGAGAGCUCUGCAAAGACUUGUUUUCUACAGAUAGUGAGGAAAGUGAAGGCCUAAGAACCCGGUGUGUUCCAAGUGAAGGCCUAAGAACCCGGUGUGAGAGUAAUAGUAUGUUUGGAUCAACUAUGUUUUUUCAGAAUCAAUUUUGAAAGUCGGAAGCUACUCACAGUACCUUCAUCCCAUAAUUCAUGACAUUACAUUUUGAAGGGAUAUUUAAUUUUUUUUUUCAUCUUCAAAUUGUUCAUCUUCAGAUUUAAGGAAAUAAUAACACGUUUCACUCAAAUGCCAACACUUUUAUCCAUAGCUUUGUCCUUCUCAUUAUGUAGAUCAAACUCCUGAUUUGGUUUAAGAUAUUGAAUUCAGAUUUUGCUAUUUCUGUCUUUCUGGCUACAUCAAAGAUUAGCAUUAAGGGUGAGCCCAGAUUAAGAGUUCUAGCAUGUACUUGGCAAUAUGAAAGCAUGUCACCAAACAUGAAUGUAGCAAUUGGCAUUUGUUUAAAUCUCAAAUUACUCUAUGCCACGCCCAUUGGAGUCCCAAAAAUGAUAGCAUUUUAACAACAAUGACAAAUUAUAAACCACAUACAUAAAUAACAGCUUCCUAUCACACUAUGUUUAAGUCCUACAUUGUCUAGAGAUGACUUAUAAAAUGGCAGGGCAAUCCUCGCAUCUGAGCUAGCUUUUGAGUUAGAGUUAGGCUCAAUCCGAAUUCUAAUAAAGUAUCAGAGCUUCUCCUAGAUCCAUUGUUGAGUUGUUACCCGUUGACUGACUUCCCUCGAAAUAUCCCAUGAUGGGGAUAGGGGCAUUGAAUUGACCCACCCGGUAGAUAUCUCAUGGUGAGGAUUUAGGCAUUCCCAUGGCGAGUGAUGACCUCCGCGCUUCAGAUGUUCAAUCUCGAGCGUGAGGGGUGUUAAGUCUCACAUUGUCUAGACUCUAGAGAUAUGGCUAAUAAAGUACUAAUAAAUAGCAGGACAGUUCUAACUCUAAGCUAGAUUUUGAG
This is a messenger RNA of Lotus japonicus, 1835 nucleotides long. Its product is annotated as transcription repressor OFP17-like. The transcript has a single exon. Gene Ontology annotation, biological process: negative regulation of DNA-templated transcription. The coding region runs from base 365 to 988 and encodes 207 amino acids. Lineage: Eukaryota; Viridiplantae; Streptophyta; Magnoliopsida; Fabales; Fabaceae. The record is from RefSeq and is a predicted model, not a curated record.